AUGCGUGAUGAGGCUGUGAAUCCCGCUGGCCAUGCCGCGGUGGAGACGUCCGAGGCCUCGAAUCCGUUGUCACAGGUGCCGUCGAAUGUACACAGCAUCACGUCGACCAAGGGCCCCGCGUCACGAUCAUGGCUCAGCGGUGUACGCCGGCCACGCACUUCGCCAGGACCUCGCGCUUUCUCCUUGAAGCGCACGCUACUGAGUGCAGACGACGACCGCAGAGACUCGGCCUUAGCACCGCCAAAUGGCACUACCAGCAACGAGCCACCUUCACCGAGUAGCCUGCGCAAGACCCCCAGUCUGCCUGCUAUUGUUGUGCAGGAUGAACGCGCCUCAGGCACCAAGAGUCAGGCGUCACAGCGGCAGUCACUCUACGCCGGCGCAACGUGCGAAGACGACGCCAACUUCUCCGGUAUAGACACGUACAUCCCUACUGGCAGCUUCGACGACCUCUCCUCGGACGCGCAGAUAUCCUUUUCGAAACGGGGCAGCAUGAUGUUGGGCGGCAAAAAGGCAAACAGGCGGAGUAAACAGAUGGACCUCCUGGUGGAAGGCGCGCCUGCACCGAGCACACCACCGCGACAAAAGGAGCAGGCGCAACCCGACGACUCACCCAAACCCGACCCCUCACCACCCGCUCCCGCCGCAACACACCUCUCACCGCGAUCCACCUCACGCUACUCGACGCGAACUCGAUCGGCCAGCCAUCGGGUACUGUCGACCGACGAGAUGACAAUGUCGCGCAAGGUCCGCUGCAUGUACAUGCAUGGCAAUGAGAGUGCUGUUAAUUGGGAUACACCUGAAGGAGAGACGAGCAGUGUCCAGAACAGCUACUUGGGCAACAGCGGCGUUACCAACACUCCGGCUAAUGGCUCGUCGGUGGCCGCGGCGGAGGGCAACGAGGACACAAGUUCGCUGAUGAGCUCACGGCACGGAAGCGUCAUUGUCAAAGAGCCUACAGAGGCAGCUGGUGGACUCGAAGACUGGGCGGAUCUUGAGGGCGGAGAAGUCGACCGCUAUGGCUUCAUCAUACCCAAGAAGACCAAAUCGAAAUCCAACGGCGAUGGCCCCGACGGCCCCGACGAACCUCGCAUGCACCGGGUCACAACAACACUACAACUGUUAUCUGAGGAGCCCAGGCGGCGGCGCCUAGGUCGGAGCGCAUCAAGAGCACGCUCCGUAGACCCACGCACAGGCUCACCCAAGCGGCGACUUUCUGGCAAGUCCUCUAGGCCCGCCAGAUCCAUCUUUUCGGGUCGGACGUCAGACUCGCACAGCAACCACAAACCCCUACGACACGCGACGAACAGGCUACCUCACAACCGAGACCGCAGACUAAGAGACGAGGCGAGCGAUAUGCUCAAGCUGCCCCCGGGUUUGGCUGAGGUUGCGGAACAGGAAGAAGGAGGAAGAGCUGCCCAGGCGAUGAAAGCAAAGGAAAUCGAGCGCAACGAGAAAUGGCGUAGAAUGGCCAAGGUUGUCAAAGCGGGGGCAGAUAAAGGGGGAAUGCUAUUCGAGUUCGAUACCAAAGACCCCAAAGUUAUAUCUCGCACCUGGAAGGGCAUCCCGGACCGCUGGAGGGCGACUGCAUGGUAUUCGUUUCUCGCUGCUAGCGCCAAAGCCGACGCGAACAGUCCGACGGAAGAGGAGCUGAUCGAAAGUUUCUAUGAGCUGCAACUGGAAAGUUCUGCAGAGGACGUGCAGAUCGAUGUAGACGUGCCGCGCACUAUCAACAGACAUAUCAUGUUCAGGCGGCGAUACCGUGGAGGACAGAGACUACUGUUCCGCGUGCUCCAUGCAAUGUCACUUUACCUCCCCGAGACGGGCUACGUCCAAGGCAUGGCGGCACUUACCGCAACGCUUCUUUGCUAUUACGAGGAGGAUAGAGCCUUCGUCAUGCUAGUGCGGCUGUGGCAGCUCCGAGGCAUGGAGAGGCUUUAUGAAGCCGGUUUUGAAGGGCUCAUGGACGCUCUAGACGACUUUGAGUCGAAUUGGCUGCAGGGCGACGAUGUCGCGAAGAAGCUAAUUGACCUUGGCAUUACCUCCACCGCGUACGGUACCCGUUGGUAUCUGACCCUGUUCAACUAUUCGUUACCUUUCCCAGCUCAGCUACGCGUCUGGGACGUGUUUAUGCUACUGGGCGACAAGUCUCAUUCCAACUCGCCUAACUCCAAAUUCAGUGGAGACAUGGAUGUGCUACACGCGACCUCGGCUGCGCUCAUUGAUGCGACAAGAGAGAUAUUGCUUGACUCUGACUUUGAGAAUGCGAUGAAGGUGUUGACAUCUUGGAUUCCCAUCAAAGACGAAGAGCUGUUGAUGCGCGUAGCGAAGGCUGAAUACAAGAUGCGCAAGAAGCGAGCCAAUGCCUAA
Alternaria metachromatica is the source of this 2370-nucleotide messenger RNA. RefSeq lists its product as uncharacterized. The record is from RefSeq and is a predicted model, not a curated record. Bases 1 to 2370 code for a protein of 789 amino acids. The transcript has 2 exons. NCBI's taxonomy places the organism in Eukaryota, Fungi, Ascomycota, Dothideomycetes, Pleosporales, Pleosporaceae.